CCCUCAUGCUACGACGAGCAACCGACGCCACGAGGUUCGUUCCUGGCGUACUCCCCACCAACCGCCUUCCCACCGCCCUCAAGCCCUCCGAAAUAGCCUCUGCCGUUAGACAAAACCUGUCCAUGUCUGUCAGCGCCACACUCAACGACCUCCAGUCGUCCCUAAACGGUCAAAUCGCUUCUAUUGACGCGGCAUUGAGGGGAAGGCUAGGACACCUCGCAGCUAGUCUCAAUGACAACGCGGCUUCAGCUGCAAACGCCGCUCUUCAAUUACAGAUAUCCGCGCUAAAAGCCAGCCUCGCUGCUCUGAACGGGAGCCUCGCGAACGUGAACAUUGUCCUACUUGCGAACGUGUCUACAGCGGCAGCGGCAGCGGCAGGCCUGGAUUCUCAAGUGUCAGCAAUCAAGGCCAACAUUCCCAGCAUCAGAUCCAGCGUUGACGCUUUGAACAAGGACCUGGCGGUUUUGACGGGGAUUUCAGCCGGGAUUCCCUCGAUUCGCGCGGCUGGAAAGCCUACAUCGCUGCAGCAGCGGCUGUCGCAGAGAAUAGCUGCUGUGACGCAGAGAGUCGCAGGGAUCAACGCAAACGUUUCGUCACUCGCCGGGAAGGUGAACGCGCUCCUGCUGCAGGUCACCCUUAACGGAGCCCUAAACGGAACCGUAACCGACGUGACAGCGGCAUUGAACGAAACGGUCACCGCGGCCCUCAGCAACCUUCUAAACAACAGCGCCCUCAACGGAGUGAUUAGUGGCGCUCUUAACGGGCUUUUGAGCGGCAGUAUUAGCAGCCUGGCGGAUGUUCUUCCCCAACAGGCAGGCAUGCUGCGCGGGGUGCUGCUAUCUUGCAGCGGACCGUUUUCUCUUCAGGCCGGCGCUGCCAACAUCGAGAUCCUCAAGAU
Closterium sp. Naga37s-1 is the source of this 898-nucleotide messenger RNA. NCBI's taxonomy places the organism in Eukaryota, Viridiplantae, Streptophyta, Zygnematophyceae, Desmidiales, Closteriaceae. The record is from the annotation of a GenBank genome assembly.